Molecule: messenger RNA, 1323 nt
Organism: Aspergillus versicolor CBS 583.65
Lineage: Eukaryota; Fungi; Ascomycota; Eurotiomycetes; Eurotiales; Aspergillaceae
Exons: 2
Coding region: 382-1209 (275 amino acids)
Source: RefSeq, a predicted model, not a curated record
GGCAACUUUUAGAGGUACAGCUACAGAAUGAAGCACUUGUUCUUAAAAGCUUCAUAUCUGCCCACCAGUAAGGACCAGAGUAUCUGCAAACUCCCGAAAGUACCAGAAUCAACCCCUCUUUCCUGCUGUUCAUUUGCCUUGUUAGUGCAAGAUGGCGUGUCUUGGAAGAGAUAAUCUUUCCUUCCUUCAGAUCCUGCAGCAGCGCUGAGUUCGGAUUGGACCAGGCUGCAUCCUGGCACGCACAGACUGCUCAGCCUUGUCGUCGCAAAAUUGGUUAUCACCUGGCUGUCCCCAGAGCCUUGUCUCUCAUGUUCCUGCACACUCGAAAUUUCUUGUUGUUGAAGACUUUCGCUGGUGGAUUCGGAUUCCCACCCCGGCAUAAUGCGCCCUUUCUUCAUUGGCAAUGAGCGCCGACAAGAUAGUGAUACUGAAAGCUCAGUCCCGAGCAUAUGUUACAGUACCUGUAAUGAGGCCGCCGUCGAAGCCCAACAAGUCGGCAAAGAACCUGCUCUCUGCGACCAAGAUUCGACCUUCAGCACUCUGGUGGACCAAUGCACAGAAUGUAUUAAAGAGGGCACGAAAUCGGGAACCGCGUCCAGCGACCUAGUCCCUCCUGAAUUCAACCAAUUCAUCGACUACUGCGCGUCCCAGGGAAACGGCACAGAUCAGAUCAAUGCAGCAGAGGUCAGCACGCUGCUUGUUGCCUAUUCAUCGGCGGUCGCCAGCCAAUCUUCUCUGGAGGCAGCUCUUUCGUCCAAAGGGUAUAAUUUUACUACAACUAGGAUGGAUCUGUCUAGUACGACACCGGAGACGAGACUCACGCUUACGGUCUCUCAGACUGCCACGGGUAGUCCUGAUGGCACGGACGGUCCGGAUACGAAUUCCCCGAACACAAAAGUCAUUGUUCCUGCUGUUGUCGUGCCCGUUAUAUUCUGCCUCGCCGCUGCGGCUGUUAUUUGGGCAUUGAUGCGACGGCGGAGACGACGGAUGCAGCAAAAUAAAGGAGAUACUGAUGUAUUUGACGGCAAAGCGCAACUCCAUGCCGACGAGUUCAGGCCAGAACUUGAGGCUGAAGCCAUGACCACAGCAAAGGAGAAAUCGACUGAUCCAGACAGGAACAGUGUCGUGGCGGAGUUGCCUGCGCGAGAGCUUGUUGGGAGUGAGAUGGAUGCUACGAGCCAGACAGCCGACAGGCGAGCAUCGAGUUGAUUUUAUUAGAAAGAGUUGAUUCUGCUAUAUACCCGGGGUGGAUGAUAUUCUGGAGUUUCUGCAUUGGCAUCGGAUUUCAGAGACCAUUAUUUUCAUUUACUGAAUGAUCCAGGG